AUGUACACAUCUACGAGUCAAGCUUGUUCAGCACUUGUACAUAAAUUUCAAUCUAAUAUUUGUUCAUUUCUUAAUUCAUCUGAAACAGAACUAUCUACAGAUUCACAUAUUCGAUGCAGCAAUAAAAUGAAAAACGAAAAAAGAAGAGAAGAAGCGCAAAACAAUGAAAUGAUUGUGUCUUCUGACAUUUCAACAUCAAGUAAAGAACAAAUAGAAACAACAAUGGGCAAUAAAGUAUUAAAAGAGAAAAGCAAAAAGGCAAAUUUUACUGAACUUACUGAUAAUCAAAUUGAAAUGCUUAUUUCAUCAACGAAUUUUUCAGCUGAACAAAUUCGUGAAUGGCAUGAAAGUUUUAUACGUGAUUAUCCAUCAGGUAAACUCGAUCGAAAACAAUUUAUUGAAGUUUAUCAAAAAUUUUAUCCACAAGGAAAAGCAAGCAAUUUUUGCUCGUUAGCAUUCAAAACAUUCGAUCGGGAUAAUAAUGGUUUGACAAAUUUUAUUUCUAAGAUUAUGAUAGAAAAGUUAUUCUUAUUAGGUAUUAUCGAUUUUAAUGAAUUUCUAACAGCUAUUGUGUUGACUAUGAGUAGCGAACUAAAAGAUCGUCUUGAUCUUGCCUUUUCAAUUUAUGAUAUCAAUGGUGAUGGUUUACUCGAUAAAAAAGAACUAACGCAUAUUAUAAAAUUGAUUUAUGAAGUCAAUGGAAAAAGAAAACUUAAACAAGAUCUUGAACCACAAGAUAUAGCUCGUAUGAUUAUUGACAAAUUUGAUAUUGAUGGUGAUCGAAAGCUUUCUCGACAAGAAUUUAUUGACGGAUGUUUAAAUGAUUCCCAAUUACGAAAAUUACUCACGCCAUGA
This is a messenger RNA of Rotaria sp. Silwood2, 855 nucleotides long. The record is from the annotation of a GenBank genome assembly. NCBI's taxonomy places the organism in Eukaryota, Metazoa, Rotifera, Eurotatoria, Philodinida, Philodinidae.